UUAUCAAAUUUUUUGAACCCUGUGUUCCAUCUUUGUUGAUAAAUAUAGAUUAUUUAUAAAAAAAAAAAUGAAUAUGAAGUUAAUAAACAAAAUUUAGGAUUUAGGGUUUUAUCGCAGUUUGAUUCGGGUGCUCGCGUUCGUCCAUCAAGAGCAAAAUGCGUCCGAGCUUGAUUCAGCAUGUCUGGCCCAACAACAAAAUUGCUGGAAUCUAUAUUCACAGCCUUGGGCUCUCAUUCUAAGUCACGAGUCUCUUCCUCGUUUUGGGUGUUUUAUCUCAUUCUCUCUCUUUCAAGGAAAAAGAAAAACCUAGCCGCAUCCUGCGACCUUGCAGAUAGGUGGUUCUCAAUGAUAGUUCAAAUGGAUUGCAGAGUGUCAUUUCCUCCUAGUCUACAUUUGGUUCCAUUAGGAAGAACUUUGUGCAGAAACAAUAGAAUCACUUUAUCAGCACAUUCAAAUUCAAAUUCAAAUUCAUAUAGGAGAAGUAGUAAACCAACAAAGAACCUUCAAUAUCCACGGCGUACCAAACUACCUCCGGAGUUUGGUGUUAAUUUGUUCUUGAAGAAGCCUAGCACCACCAACACCGAACCAGUUCAUGAUGAUAGUGAUAAGGAUUUCAAUAUAGAGAGCAACGAGGAGGAACAAAGUACUGAUGUUGUUUGGGAAUCGGAUGAAAUUGAUGCCAUAUCGUCACUUUUUCAAGGUAGAAUCCCGCAAAAACCGGGAAAAUUGGAUCGGGAAAGACCUCUUCCUCUACCAGCUCCCUUCAAGCUUCGACCAGUGGGAUUACCUACGCCGAAAAGACUACCCAAUGUGGUUUCUUCUCGUGCUUCCAUGGAUAAGAAAUUAUAUAAAACACCGAGUUUCCUCGUUGGUUUGGCAAGAGAGAUCGGUAAGCUUAAUCCUGAUGAAGAUGUGUCUAUAGUUCUUGGAAAAUGGAUACAGUUUCUGAGAAAGGGUUCUUUAUCAUUGACAAUAAAGGAAUUAGGCCAUAUGGGGCACCCUGAGAGAGCUUUACAAACAUUUUGUUGGGCCCAAAACCAACCUCAUCUUUUCCCAGAUGAUUGGAUUCUUGCCUCGACAAUUGAGGUCUUGGCUAGGAAGCACAACUUGAAGGUUCUAUCCAACCUAAACAAGUUUACUGGUUUGGCAAGUCGUGCGGUGUUGGAGGCGUUGAUUAAGGGUUUCUUAAAAGGAGGAAACCUUAGACUUGCUUGGAGGGUAUUGGCAGUUGCCAGAAGGGAUAAAAGAAUGUUGGAUCCCAGCAUUUAUGCAAAAUUAAUAUUGGAACUUGGAAAGAACCCUGAUAGAUACAAGCAUGUGGAGCCCUUGUUAGAUGAACUCGGGGAGCGAGAUGAAUUGAAUUUAAGCUCACAAGAUUGUACUGCUAUAAUGAAAAUAUGUGCAAAGAUGGGGAAGUUUGAAGUAGUUGAGAGCAUGUAUAGUUGGUUCAGACAGUCUGGUUGUCAACCAAGUGUGGUUAUGUACACUUGUCUAAUUCAUAGCCGCUACACAGAGGAGAAAUACAGGGAAGCAUUGGAUGUAGUUUGGGAAAUGGAGGCUUCAAAUUGCCUCUUUGACCUUUCGGCUUAUCGCGUGGUGAUAAAGGUGUUUGUUGCUUUAAAUGACCUGUCCCGAGCCAUGAGAUAUUUUUCAAAACUUAAAGAAGCAGGAUUUUCUCCUACUUAUGGUUUAUACAAGGACAUGCUUGAUAUUUACAUGGCCUCUGGGAGGAUAGCAAAGUGCAGAGAGAUCUAUAAAGAGGCUGAGAUAGCAGCUUUGAGAGUAUCAAUAUGUCAACCGGUCCUGGACUUGAGUCUCUUGUAGAUCAGACAAUUUCAGUCAUUACAAAUGAUGGACGAAAUAUAGUGGGAGUCCUAAAAGGUUUUGACCAGGCAACAAAUAUUAUUCUUGAUGAGUCGCAUGAACGAGUUUUUUCUACCAAGGUA
Cicer arietinum (chickpea) is the source of this 1946-nucleotide messenger RNA. RefSeq names its product pentatricopeptide repeat-containing protein At2g01860. Gene Ontology annotation, molecular function: protein binding. The record is from RefSeq and is a predicted model, not a curated record. NCBI's taxonomy places the organism in Eukaryota, Viridiplantae, Streptophyta, Magnoliopsida, Fabales, Fabaceae.